Molecule: messenger RNA, 480 nt
Organism: Peronospora belbahrii
Lineage: Eukaryota; Oomycota; Peronosporomycetes; Peronosporales; Peronosporaceae
Source: the annotation of a GenBank genome assembly
AUGUCUGCUUCUACUAUGAUGCCGCACCUGCAACCUCUCUUACCUGUAACCAUGACGCCAACUCGGAAGUUUAAAGCCUUGGAGCCACUAGCGCUUUUGGAAAAGAUUGACCGUAUUGAAAUUAACGGCACGAUAGUGCGAGGCGGCGUCGUGUUUUACAUACUUGACGUAUAUUUGAAGCACUGCUCGUCGCGAAUUCCAACCAACAAGACUGCCAAAGCUACUUGCAGUGACCGACCUGACUAUCAAUUGGAGCGACGGUUUAACGACUUUGCCAACCUGCGUUAUCAAGUUUGGGCAUACGCGCAGCGCAGAGUGCCAAGAUGGAUUUUCUUGCAGAUACUGCGAAGAUUUCAUGAACUACAUUGUGCACUCGAUGUCACAGCCAAGGUUGUUUGUCAAGCUGACCACUGGCGUGGAAACGCGAAAGAAGCUGAUGGCAACGUUUUGCAACGAGUUCAUCGGCAUGACCAUUGGUGA